AUGAGUGGUAUCAACAAUAAUAUUAUCAAUACUGAUGAUGAGUUUAUCCGAUGGGUGUGCAUAGAUAUCUUCAGUCAAUACGAGUUUGACGUGGAAUUGUUGACCAAUUGGCAAUUGGAAUUGAUCGAUUACGUCAAUGACGCACCCGCUUUAGCAUCCAUAAUACAAGGCCAAGUUAUCUUGGGAACUCCUAACCGGAACGUGGGCGUUGAGUACCAGAAGGUUCCAGAAGCCAUUGACAAGUUGUUUGCCGCUGAAAUGAUAUCAAUUGAGUUCAGAAACAUCAUGUUAGCUCUCAUAGUGCAUGUAUGUGACCAGUCAUAUUUUACAAAGGUAGGGUUACAUCGAAUAGGCUACCUUGAUCGGGUAAUAGUGAUGAUUAUAGACAUAAUGGGCACAAAUAGCAGUGGUGUACUGACUAGUAUAACGCAUUUGAUGCUGUUGGCGUUGAUCCUUAGUGAGUUUGGGGUAACUCAUCACCAACUCCAAUUGCUAAUGGAUGUAGUGUUUAGUAGUACCACUAACAGUGGUACUACAAAGAUUGUGGUAAUGGAUCUCCUUUCCCAAUUGUUUGCUGCGAACCCUUAUAAUGCUAGGUUAUUCAUAUUCAACUACCAGAACCCAUUGCCGUUCCCCUUGGUCAAGGAAAUGUCUACUGGUUGUUUCACCAUCUUGUCGUGGUUCAAGUUGGUUAGACUCGACGGUAGUGAUAGUUCUCCGGUGAGAUUGAUGUCUUUGGCUGGCAAUGAUAAGCUGUUUCUCCGAGUUCAAAUCGUCAAUUGUAACCAAAUGUUGGUGGAAUUGAUGGGUGAUGGUGGUUCAACGUUCCAAUAUUACUUCAAUAAGAUUUUGAAUUUGGAAGAUAAGUUAUUACAUCUUGCCUUUACCUUCGACAAACACUCAAAUCUUAGUCUUUAUGUUGAUGGUGAAUAUUGUGAGUCUCUACCUUGUGCCCAGGUAUCACGAGUGAUCCGAUCAUGGAAUAAACUUUAUCUUACUAACGAUGAACCUUUCAUGAUAACUAAAGAGGAAAUCAUUAUCAAUAACUUAAGUCUACUCGAUACUACUCUUCCAUAUGAGUGGAUCUAUAUGUUAUAUGCUUUAGGACCGGACUUUGACUUUGACUCUAGAAAUCUUCCUAAGGAGAAUAUAAGAGAUUUAUUGGGCCAUUUGUCAAAAGAGAAAUUGGUCAAUCUAGCUUAUAAGUUUAAUGACAAUUGUCUACCGCUGAUGCUGAUGCUGCUGAUGCUGAUGCUGCAGUUAGCCAAUAAACCUCUCGUCAUGAACCACCAAUCAUCAUUAUUAUUCCGAUCUGUGGAUCAACAAGCUAUAAUCAAAAAACUAUCUCAUAGCAUGCUAAAGGCAGAGAAUUACUUGUUUCAGUUGCAUGACACCAUCAACAACAAUAUCCAGGAAGUACCCAACUCAUUAUUGACUCAUCAAAAUCCAGCUUCACUCUAUGGGGCAUUUUUUGCCAUGGGAGGAACGAAUCUAUUGCUUCGACUAUUGGAAAUUUCUAUAAAUAUAAAGGACGAAACAUUUAGAGAUACCAUGGUUUACAAAACCCUUGAAUUGACAUUUACAACAUUGACGAAUUCAAGACGUUUAUCGAAAGAGUUUGAAUUAUCAAGUGGUCCAGGAAUACUUUUGUUGUUAAUGACAAAGUAUAAAGAUGGGUUUAGUAGUAAAUGCGAGUUCAAUUUAGUGCCAGAGUUAAAGAAAAGUGAUUACAUUCCAAAUUUACUUGAUAUGGUAUUGAGUUACUGUGGGAUUGAUCGUUCUAAUCCAGAAGAUGCCAUUAUCUACGAUGCACUGAUAUAUAAAUCGAUGAUAUUGAGUUUUGAUUUAUAUUCCAAGAGUCAAAGAUUUGAUGACUUGAUAAAGCACAUAAACUACCUUCUUAUCGACUCCAAAUACUCUGAUUUCAAUAUACAAGAGUUAAUAAGGAUGAAGUUCUUAAGAAAGUUCAUUACCUUCUUGGAAUCUGAGGCAUUAACAUACUACAACGAAACCACAACCAAGUCACUACUAUUAUCGGCUUGGAAGAACAUUAUUAUGGCUGAUCCAUCUGUGGAAUCAAUUAAAUCCAUAGCCAGCUUCAUUUUGCAUUCUCUAUAUGCUUCUGAAGGUAACACAGAGAUUGGAAUUAUUGUCUUAAAUGCCCUAGCAGAUGUCUCCUGUGAUAGUUCCUGCUCAAUCAAGGUACUAAGAAAGUUCUCAAGAGCAAUAACCAUACAUUGGAUACUCUUGUUGUUUAGAUUCGAUGAGUCCUUGGAUGUUGUUCAAUAUGCUUAUCGACUUUUAAUGAGGUUAUUAAAUGUUCUUGGUCCUCAAAUAUGCAAGCAAUUUUUCCAAAUGAAUAGUGGAUUGGAUAUUUUAACCUUCCAUCUCAAGGAGUUUUGGGCUAAUGAUGGAUUAUUUGUUCGAAUCUUCAUGUCAUCGUUCGGCAUUGAUAUUGGCAUUUAUAAUGGAGAACUGCUUGCCAAUGUUAUGGAAAAGUUCUCUAGCUCCAUCAAGAAAAUAGUGAUACCUGAAACAAUAGUUCUUUCCAACAGCAUGGUACUAAAUGCUCUUUAUCGCCUACGGUUUAUGCAUGGAAGAGCAUUGAACUCGCCAAGAAAUAGCUUUGAUCCUGAUGUCUUAACUACGUCCUUCGAUGCCUUAAGACUUACAAAUGUCUAUCUUGAUGCUAUCAAUUUUGGAUUUGAAAACAUUACCUCAUUACAUGAGUUCUUUAAGUCGAAAGUAUGGUUAGAUGGAAUUGUGGAGACCUUGGGACAUCUUCGGCUUUGUAAAGAUUUCAUCAAAGGAGAAUUGGGUGAGAACUACCAGGAAAGUUAUAAGAAACUCACCAGAAUUAUAAUGCACAUAAUUGUCAGUGAUAUUCCUUAUUUCACUCAGAAUGUUUAUUCCCAGUUGGAUGAAUUGACCAAGAAAUUGAUUUUGGAGAGCAUUUUGCCCUUGGUCUUUGAACAUAUGAACCAUUUUUUGGCAGUUUCAAAGCAUAUAACAAACGAAGGGAAGUAUUUGAAUAAUUUGGUUUCUAUCAUUGACAUUUACAAUACAUUUUUGAUGUCUGGUAACAUCGCCAUUAUGGAUAAAGAUUUGCAAUUGUUUCUUGAGUGCACUGUUUGUGUUAUGGAGCAGCCUAAUGCCUCCAAAUAUAAGAAAUUGAAUGGGAUUCUAGGUGAAGGUUUAAUUCGUUGGGUAUCUCAAUUUGAUGAAGAUUCCUUAACUGCUGAAUGGGAAGUGCUAACAAGAUUCUUUCUCUUUAGACAGUCAACCAUAACGAAGAAGGAAAUAUUGGAUGCUAACACUCUAUUCAAAUUGAUUGUCAUUUACUUUGGAAAGUUUGUUAGUGCUGAUGAGGUGAUAAGACACCAAUGUUUCCAUGAUGUGUUCAACUUCUUAAGAACGUGCUACAUCAUGUAUGGGCCGAAUUUGGAGGGCCAACUCAAUAGAAUCGACGGUGACGAUUAUAAAGAUACGUUGCUCGACUUUUUCAACGAGCUUUGCGUCAAAAAUGAUGAAGAAAUGAUUCUGAAACUAGAACGAUACCCAUUCAUAUCAAGGAUCAUUGCAAAGUUGGGCCAACAAUUCCAACGUGGUUCCAUUAGAGAUAAUUGGGUUAGCAUCAAUGGGAUGUUGGAUGUGGCUCAAAGUCAAGGUGGCCGACUUUUUCAUUUGAAUUUUGUUGAAAUUGAAAACUUUAGGAAGGAAAGUGAACAGUUGAAGUUACAAAUCCUAAGCAUUGAGCUGCGUAACAUCAACAGAUCAAAUCAAGACAGGAAGGAGAAUUUUAAUUUCUUCAUUUCGAAUUAUCAUACUAUUAAACUUGAAGUAUCAAGACUAAUGGAAAGCAAAAUUAGACAUGGUAACCCUAGUCUUGUGGUUGACUUGAUUGAGAACACAGAACGUAUGAGAAGCAGGCUAUUGGUUGAGAACCUGCUUUCGGACUCGGAGAAAUUGCUGUAUAAUCUUGAGAUUCCAAUUAAAGCCGGUCCAGUUGAACAUUCUAUUGAAAAUUUGAGGGAUAAUAUAAAUGGUUUGAGUAUAUCAAAUGUCUAUGAUCCAACAGAUAGAGAGUCAUUUGAAAUAGUUGACGAUUGUGAUUACGAACAAUCAACCGAAUCCAAUGGAGAUGAGAAUAAGAACAGGAAAGUCAUCAGAAGCUUAUUUAUGGGAGAUUUGAUAGUAGCCUUAUGGAACGUUAGUCAAAUCAAUGGGUUGGUUCCAGUGGAAAGUCUAUUAAUUCUUGGGAAAGACUUUUUAUACUUGAUUCUGAAUUAUUAUCUUUGUUCCAAUGGUAAUGUCAUCGAUGCUCUGGAAGCUACCGAGGAUAUAAGGGAUCUGUAUGUUCAAUUGAUUAAUUCUCAAUCCAGCAAGCUAUUAAAGGAUGAAGCAAGGACUCAUGUGACUAAGAAUUGGCCCUUAGAUAAGAUAAGUUGUAUUUCCAAACGACAAUUCCUUUUAAGGGAUGUUGCUAUGGAAAUGUUCUUUUCUGAUGGAGCCAGUAUCUUGAUUACCUUCAUUUCCUCACAGGAAAGAGACUCGGUUUAUAAUAAACUUCAAACAUUUGCAACUUCCAAUGGUAUCGAUGCUGAUUUAUCUGAAGCUUUAGAGAUGUCGCUGUAUUUGGCAACUUCAUCAAGAUCAUCCUUCAAUGUUUCUUCACAUUUCUUUUCACAAACUUUCACAUCUAUAUCCAAUCCAUUUGAAGCAACCAAAAAGUGGAAGAACGGCCAAAUGUCCAACUUCUAUUACUUGAUGAUCAUUAAUACUAUUGCUGGGAGAACAUUCAAUGAUUUAACUCAAUACCCAAUAUUCCCCUGGGUUAUUGCGGAUUACACUAGCGAAGAAUUGAACCUCAGUGACCCCCGAACUUAUAGAGAUUUGUCAAAGCCUAUGGGCGGACAGUCAAUAGACAGAGCAGACAGAUUCAAAGAAAGAUUUGAAGCUUUGAAUAGUUUGAAUGAUCCCAUGACUCCACCGUUCCAUUACGGAACCCAUUAUUCAUCUGCCAUGAUUGUUACCUCCUAUUUAAUAAGGUUGAAACCAUUUGUUCAGUCGUACCUAUUAUUGCAGGGUGGUAAGUUUGAUCACGCUGAACGACUAUUCAGUUCUGUUGAAAAGGCAUGGGUAUCAGCAUCGCGUGAUAAUACAACUGAUGUUAGAGAGUUGACUCCGGAAUUCUUUUAUUUGCCUGAAUUCUUAAUGAAUGCCAACAAUUUUGAAUUAGGUCACUAUCAAUCUGGUGAAGCUGUCAACGACGUUGAACUCCCUGCAUGGGCUCAUGGAGACCCUAUGAUAUUUGUUGCAAAGAAUAGAGAAGCGUUGGAAAGUCCUUAUGUCUCUGCUCAUUUACAUUUAUGGAUAGACCUUAUCUUUGGAUUCAAACAGAAUGGCCCGGAAGCUAUCAAGGCAUUGAAUGUGUUCCAUCAUUUGUCAUAUAAUGGUGCUAUUGAUUUGGACAAUGUUAGAGAUGAGCUUGAAAAGAGAGCCAUCAUUGGACAAAUCAAUAACUUUGGCCAGACUCCCAAUCAAAUCUUUACCAAACCACAUCCUGAGAAAGUGGUAUUGAACACUCCAGGCCUUUACUGCACAUUUUCAAGUGUAGAACCAACGCUUGAGUUUGUAUCCAAGUUGAACCAACCCAUCACCAGCAUUGAGAGAAGCAAAUCAAGUUUAACAGGACGUCCCAAUUGUGUAUCCUCAGAAGAUGGAAUGUUGAUUCGGAAAGCUUCCUUUUCAGAUCAGUGCCGGUCACUUCUGAUUGGCAAUUCAUUAUUCCUCAAUGUUCAUCAAUCACCAAUAACUUUUGUGAAGCCAGUUGGAUUCAAAGUAAUACUAACCGGUUCCAAAGAUGGCUUGAUUUGUGUGUGGAGGUAUGUUUCCAAGUCGCUGAAUUUAUUGUUGAUCACCUGUUUGAGGGGCCAUUCUUCAGCCAUAGUACUGAUCAAAACCAGUAAGAGUUUCAAAGUUGGUCUAAGUGUGGAUGAAAAUGGGUUGGUACUUAUGUGGGAUUUAGCCCGAUUCAAGUUUAUUAGACAAUUCAAACCACCACCAGAUGUAAGUCCCAAACAGGUAUUUGCAGCCAUAUCCAAUGAUACGGGUAAUAUUGGUCUUUUUUACAAUGGUGAUAAAAAAAUCCUUCUCUUGGUGAACAUCAAUGGUAGGCAAAUUUUGCAAGAGAAGUUCACCGAUUUGGAUAAACCUGUAGUAGGCAUUGGGUUUGGAACCAUAAAUGAUACAGCAGUGCUCACUUCAGGAAAGAAGGUCUUAAACAAUCAUGUGUAUUGGGCACAUGAUCUUGUGACCAUUUGGUUGGAAAAGGGUGUUCUUGUGCAUGAACUUGGAUGUAAAGACAAAUGGACACUUCGAUGCGUUAAUGCACUUGACUUCUCCGAACAUGUCCACGGAGUUAUUUCUUCGUUAGAACUUUUGAAGAUGACACAAGUGGAUUCUCAUGAUAAGCUUUGCAGAGGUCAUUUAAAGCUUAUCUUGGGGGAUUCCAGGGGAAAAGUGUAUUCAUGGUAA
Lizanozyma spartinae is the source of this 6537-nucleotide messenger RNA. It is a transcript of the gene BPH1, whose product is annotated as Bph1p. Gene Ontology annotation, molecular function: protein binding. The transcript has a single exon. The record is from RefSeq and is a predicted model, not a curated record. Lineage: Eukaryota; Fungi; Ascomycota; Pichiomycetes; Serinales; Debaryomycetaceae. Bases 1 to 6537 code for a protein of 2178 amino acids.